Loxodonta africana (African savanna elephant) is the source of this 257-nucleotide messenger RNA. RefSeq names its product small integral membrane protein 45 (gene SMIM45). The transcript has a single exon. The record is from RefSeq and is a predicted model, not a curated record. Lineage: Eukaryota; Metazoa; Chordata; Mammalia; Proboscidea; Elephantidae. The coding region runs from base 1 to 207 and encodes 68 amino acids.
AUGCCGCACUUCCUGGACUGGUUCGUACCUGUCUACCUGGUCAUCUCAGUCCUCAUCCUCGUGGGCUUCGGCGCCUGCAUCUACUACUUCGAGCCGGGCCUGCAGGAGGCGCACAAGUGGCGCAUGCAGCGCCCCCUGGUGGACCGCGACUUCCGCAAGACUCUGAUGGUGCGCGACAACUUGGCCUUCGGUGGCCCCGAGGUCUGAGCGGGCCUGUGGCGCCCUCCCCGUUCCUGCCCAGCCUGGAGACCCUCCGA